UUUGUGUUGAUUUGUUCUGUACACGUGACAUCUAUUGCACGUCUGUCCGUCCUGGGAGAGGGAUCCCUCCUCUGUGGCUCUUCCUGAUCAGAGUGAGAGGAGCCAUAAAGAGACAACGUUUACUUAUUCAUCCAGACCCAGCAGCAGCUGAUAUCACUGCCUAGUCCAGCAGCAGUCAGCCCAGCUCGGCGUCUGUCUUUCAGCCUUUUAUUUCACCAAGCUCUCACCAACCACUAAAACACCUGAAGGCAGCACGGGAACUGAGCUGUGAUUGGUGCAGAGCUGGUGUCGUCAGCGAGGUGAGGGACGUCAUCAGGAAACAGGCUGCCGUGAGCGCGCGCCAACACGCACACCUUUCUACCUGCAGCAGUGUCAGACUCUGUGAUGUCAUCCAGUCUGUCUCUGUCCUCGCAGCAAUGGGCGCUCAGUCGUCGUCAGUAGAGGGCGCUCACGUCGUGGUUGUCGGCGGUGGAUUUGGCGGCGUCGCGGCGGCUCAGCAGCUGAAAUCUCUGCGACUCGACUUCACUCUGAUCGACAUGAGAGACGCUUUUCAUCACAACGUGGCGGCGCUCCGAGCGUCCGUGCAGACCGGCUUCGCUCAGAGAACCUUCAUCCCGUACACGGAGACGUUCGGAGGCCAUUUUGUUCAAGGUCGAGUGAAGCGAGUCGACACCGACCGACAGGUGGUGGUCCUGGAGGGAGGGAGGGAGAUCCAGUACAGCCACCUCAUCCUGUGCACCGGGACUGACGGAGCGUUCCCCGGGAAGUUCAACACUACGGCGUCGCAUCAGACCGCCGUGCAGACGUACGAGGACUUUGUCAAGCAGGUCCAGGCAGCAGACUCGGUGUUGGUGGUCGGAGGAGGGUCGACUGGUGUGGAGAUGGCUGCUGAGAUCAAGACGGAGUAUCCAGACAAGAAGGUGGUUCUGAUCCACUCCAGAAUCGGGCUGGCUGACCCGGAGCUGCUGCCCAGCGUCAGACAGGAGGCCAAAGAGGUUCUGCUGCAGAAAGGAGUGGAGCUGCUGCUGGGUCACAAAGUGUCCGACCUGACGGAGCUGCAGCUCAACGUGACCCAGAAGAACACGGUGGUCACCACAGAUAAAGGAGAGAGGCUGACCACGGACCUGAUCAUCUGCUGCACCGGACUCAAGAUCAACUCUGCAGCCUACGCCUCCAGCUUCUCUGGCUCUCUGGCUGAUAACGGAGCUCUGAAGGUGAACGCUCACCUGCAGGUCCAAGGCUUCUCCAACGUCUUCGCCGUGGGCGACUGUGCCGACGUGAACGAGCCCAAGAUGGCGUACCAUGCUGGACUGCACGCCGGCGUCGCCGUUACCAACAUCGCCAACAGUCUGAGUGGGAAGGAGCUGACCUCAUACCGCACAGGCAACGUCACCAUGUUGCUGGCGAUGGGCUAUAAUGACGGCGUGGGUCAGUUUAAUGGGCUGAAGUUGCCUCGUUGCCUUGUUGCUUUUGGGAAGAGUCGAGAUCUGCUGCUGUGGAAGAGCUGGAGGGAGAUGGAGCAGAAACAACCCUGACCUGAAACCCAGCAGCCAAUCAUCAACCAGGUCCCCAGCAGCCAAUCAUCAACCAGGUCCCCAGCAGCCAAUCAUCAACCAGGUCCCCAGCAGCCAAUCAGCAGCCAGGUCCCCAACAGCAGCU
Larimichthys crocea (large yellow croaker) is the source of this 1659-nucleotide messenger RNA. It is a transcript of the gene aifm2, whose product is annotated as AIF family member 2. Bases 417 to 1535 code for a protein of 372 amino acids. Gene Ontology annotation, cellular component: cytoplasm; mitochondrion. Gene Ontology annotation, biological process: apoptotic mitochondrial changes; positive regulation of apoptotic process. Lineage: Eukaryota; Metazoa; Chordata; Actinopteri; Sciaenidae. The transcript is spliced from 10 exons. Gene Ontology annotation, molecular function: flavin adenine dinucleotide binding; electron-transferring-flavoprotein dehydrogenase activity. The record is from RefSeq and is a predicted model, not a curated record.